AUAUUCGGAUAUGGAAAUGGUAUCGAUCAGUCCCAAUUAAAUAACAGCUCGAACCGACACGUUUCAUCCUGAUGUAUCGAUAAAUGAAUGUACAUAUGUACAUAUGUAAUCGAUACAUAAUAGCAGAUGGAUAUAGAUAAAUAAAUAAAGAGGCGCCGCUUGUAGGGAGCCAUUCCUUUUGUGCGCGCUGCCAUAGCACAUGUUUACCCGACUGAUAAAUUGAUUCGCCGAUGAAAAUUCUUCGCGUGAUAUUCAACAUAUUUUUGCAACAAGAUGCCUAAAUCAAAGAGAGAUAAAAAAAUAUCGCUUACAAAAACAAGUAAGAAAGGCCUCGUCUUGAAGCAACAAAUCGUCGAAGAUGUUAGAAAUUGCGUCGAAAAGUAUUCAGAGAUUUUCCUCAUCUCUGUGGAUAAUAUGCGCAACAACAAAUUGAAAGAUCUGAGAGGAGAAUGGAAGGAUAGUCGAUUUUUCUUUGGUAAAAAUAAACUGAUAGCAUUGGCAUUGGGCAAAUCACCGGAAGAUGAAGUAGUGGAAGGCAUCCACAAAUUAUCUCUAGCGUUAAGAGGACAAUGCGGCUUGCUAUUCACAAACAGACCUACCAAGAAGGUUCUGAAAUGGAUGAAAUCCUACGAAGAAGCAGACUAUGCUAGAUCCGGUUUUGUAGUAAGCAAGACGGUUACAUUACCCGAAGGACCUAUGCCAGAGUUUCCUCACAGCAUAGAACCUCAUCUAAGACAACUGGGAAUGCCUACAGCUUUGCAGAAGGGUGUAGUAACAUUGAUCAAAGAGUAUACGGUUUGUAAGAAAGGACAAAUGUUGAGCCCUGAACAAGCAAGAAUUUUGAAAUUGCUGGGUAAACCAGUGGCUACUUUUAAAUUAACACCACUGGGAGUAUUUUCAAAGAAAAACGGAUACACGCAAUUGGUAACUGAAGAUCAUUCUAAAGAAAACAUGGAGGAGAAUAUGGAGAUAGAUGAAAUAGAAAAGACAGAGGAUACGUGAAAUGUGUAUCGUUACAUCGACGAAAAAUUAUAUGAAUUUGUAUAUAUGUUACAUGUACUUUGUAUAAUUGUGCACAAAAAUAAAUUGUUCACUCUGUGGUGUAGUUCUGCAGGAGGACACGAA
Molecule: messenger RNA, 1125 nt
Organism: Nomia melanderi (Alkali bee)
Lineage: Eukaryota; Metazoa; Arthropoda; Insecta; Hymenoptera; Halictidae
Gene: RpLP0-like
Product: ribosomal protein LP0-like
Biological process (GO): nuclear-transcribed mRNA catabolic process; ribosomal large subunit assembly; rRNA processing
Cellular component (GO): nucleolus; preribosome, large subunit precursor
Molecular function (GO): RNA binding
Source: RefSeq, a predicted model, not a curated record